Messenger RNA from Gymnogyps californianus (California condor), 1417 nucleotides. It is a transcript of the gene CBX6, whose product is annotated as chromobox 6. The record is from RefSeq and is a predicted model, not a curated record. Bases 1 to 1218 code for a protein of 405 amino acids. The transcript has 5 exons. Lineage: Eukaryota; Metazoa; Chordata; Aves; Accipitriformes; Cathartidae.
AUGGAGCUGUCUGCAGUGGGGGAGCGCGUCUUCGCCGCCGAGUCCAUCAUCAAGCGGCGCAUCCGAAAGGGGCGCAUCGAGUACCUGGUGAAAUGGAAAGGCUGGGCCAUCAAGUACAGCACCUGGGAACCCGAGGAGAACAUCCUGGACUCCCGCCUCAUCGCCGCCUUCGAGCAGAAGGAACGAGAGCGUGAGCUGUACGGGCCCAAGAAGAGAGGACCUAAGCCUAAAACUUUUCUCCUGAAGGCUCGGGCCCAAGCGGAGGCCCUCCACAUUGGGGAUGUACACUUUUCUGUCAAGCCUGGUUCUAGCACCUCCUCUCCCAAGCUCCACUCCAGCGCCGCAGUGCACCGGCUCAAGAAAGACAUCCGGCGAUGCCACCGCAUGUCCCGGCGCCCCCUGCCCCGUCCAGACCCCCAGAACGGCGGGAGCAUGGGUGGCGGGGCUGGCAUCCGUCCUCCCGUCUCACCCUUCUCGGAGACCGUCCGCAUCAUCAACCGUAAGGUGAAACCCCGCGAGCCCAAGCGCAGCCGCAUCAUCCUCAACCUCAAAGUCAUUGACAAAGGCGGGAAGCCAGCCAACGGGGCCGGGGGCCUGGCUCGGCCCAAGAUCCCGUCCCGAAACCGCGUCAUUGGCAAGAGCAAAAAGUUCAGCGAGAGCGUCCUCCGCACCCAGAUCCGCCACAUGAAGUUCGGCGCCUUUUCGCUCUACAAUAAGCCGUCUGCUGCGCCUGCCCCCUCUCUGGAGGGCAAAGGGGAGGCCGAAGGCUCCCAGGCAGCAUCCUGUGGGCUCAUUAUGGGCUCCACCCCCUAUGAUGCCCCCAGCUCCAGCUCCUCCGGCUGCCCGUCACCCGCCCCCCACUCCUCCUCCGACCCAGAUGAUUCCCCUCCGAAGCUGCUCCCCGAGACCCUCAGCCCAGCCAUCCCCGACUGGCGCGAGUCGGAGGUCCUCGACCUCUCGAUCCCACCCGAGUCAGCCGCCACCAGCAAGCGUUCUCCCCCAGGAGGGUGCAGUGGCGGGCAGACGCCCUCCUUGUCCCUCUCUUCUGACCCAGAGCAGGAGGCCGGCGACUGGCGUCCCGAGAUGUCCCCUUGCUCUAACGUGGUGGUCACGGAUGUCACCAGCAACCUCCUCACCGUCACCAUCAAGGAGUUCUGCAAUGCGGAGGAUUUUGAGAAGGUGGCGGCAGGCGGUGGCGGCGGCGGAGGCAGCAAGUGAGCAGCCAGGUCCCCCCGCUCCAGGGGUGUGGGGGGAGCUCUACCUGCGAGAAGUCGUGGUGCGAAUGGCUGUCCUUAGUUCUCUCCUUCUCCCCUUGGCUGUCCCUCUGCCCUCACUGCCACCCUUCCUCCUCCUUCCCCCCUGCCUGUCUCCCUCUUGCCUGGAGGCUGGAGCGUGUCAGUGGUGGGGAGCGAGGGCA